AUGGGUAGGCCGGGGCGCCUCGUUACCAUUUGCAGCGAUUGUUGCGUCGGUUGGGCGAUGCAGCGCCCAAAGAGUGACUACUGUCCAGCGCUGGGCCGCACCCUAUUACUGGGUGCAGGCGUGAGAUGGGAUUUGAGGGAUGUGGGGCGGCGUCAUGUUAGUGAGCCAUCCGUCCGGUGCAGUUCGAGUACGGUCCAGCUCAGUCGAGUGCCUAUUCCCAGCACGGGCUUGUCCGGUGCGACAUGGACAACCAACCGUGGGAACAUUAGGUUACAUUUGGCUGUUACUGCCACCACCAAAGGGCAUAGAGUAGGCACUCUGGAUAUUUGUGUCCGUACCGUAUAUCCAGCAGACGCAUCCAUGAUCUUCAGGCAAUGUGCGCCCGCAAAGUCGAUCUUGACAGCGGCUGCAGGUGGAGGACAGCAACAGCAACAGGACGGAGCAUCGACUCGACACGAGGGUGGCUCGGAGGGUGGGUGGUAG
Messenger RNA from Bipolaris sorokiniana ND90Pr, 483 nucleotides. RefSeq lists its product as uncharacterized. The transcript is spliced from 4 exons. NCBI's taxonomy places the organism in Eukaryota, Fungi, Ascomycota, Dothideomycetes, Pleosporales, Pleosporaceae. The coding region runs from base 1 to 483 and encodes 160 amino acids. The record is from RefSeq and is a predicted model, not a curated record.